UCAUAGGUGAUGGUGGUCAUUGUAUUUUCCCUCAGAUAGAUCUACACGCGCGCGCGCGCACGCACACACACACACACACACACACACACAUAUAUAUAUAUAUACAUAUUUUACAUCAUGGGUAUUAAAUCAUACCCAUUUUUACAUCAAGGGCAUUAAGCUGAGUCUUUAUUUUACGCCGCUUUCGACCUGUCCAGGAAAUACGAGUGAGGUCCUGAGUUUUUAAGAAUCGGCUGCUUGAUUUUAAAGUCUUCUGAGUUUCGGGAUGGGGUACUCCAAGAAAUGCCGCGAUUGGACCACCCGCUGGAGUCUGGCCGAGCAGAGGUGUGUGAAGUGCGACCCCAACGACCUGAAACCCGGACGCGAGUUCUCCCCCAACUGCGGCUACACCGACGACGGGGGGCGGCGUGAAGCGGUCACCAGACCGUGCCCGGCCGGCACCUUCAACACCGACGCGCUGGAGCGAUGCAGACCCUGUUCCUCCUGUCCUGGACCGCCGGCGCGCCCCUGCAAUCCAACGACUGAUGCGCUCUGCUGCGCUCAAAGCUUAAACUGUCUGGGUGACUCUAACAGUACGACGACAACCAAAGGACCAACAUUUACUAACCCUAUGACAACAACAACGCCAUUGUCAACAACAACCCCUUUGUCAACAGGUAAUGCGGUCUGGAUACUACUACUAGCUGUCGUCACUGUUUCCAGUAUGUUUUUUGUUUUACUUUCCUGCUUCAUGCAGAGGAGGAAGAGGAGGAGGAGGCUAACCUGCCGUUACACAGGUGGAUCUAAAACGUCAAAAAACAGCAAAGUAAUGUCACCCAUGAAUGAAGAGCUCCCUCUCCCAAACCAACCUGAUGGCAAGGAUCUGUUUGACAUUCUGAGUCCACAAGUCCAAGCAGCACCUUUGCAGACGGUGCUAGACAACCUGGAUGUCCUAGAGGAGUUGAUUAUCCUUUUGGAUCCAGAGGGCCAAGGCAUGAAGAACACCAGACACCUGGCAUCUCGCUGCUCCUUCCCUCAUACCUGGAUCAAUUACACUUACUCGAGGAAGGACAGCAAGAGCCCCCUUAAAAUGGUGUUGGAAGGAAUCACCAGUAAGCACCCCGAUUGGACAGUAGAGCAUCUUGCCAAGCUGCUCAAGGAGAUGGGCCGCAAUGACGCUGUAGUGGUUCUCAACAAGCUUGCAUUGAAUGAGAAUGUGGUUUAGCAGCCCUGGAAUUAAAUACCAAAGUCAAUAUGAAUAUUGAGCUGAUUCCAUGUUUAAACACAAUUGUAGCCCAUAGAAGAGACUGGUGAUGUCAGAUUAGUGGAUGUCUAAUUUGAUUUACAUUUCAUACAUCUCUGUAGGUGCAAUUUAUUAAAAGUACAAUCUUGAAAAUCUUUUCUUUUUUUUUGUUGAAUACUGAGUACUCAGUAUUUCACAGGUGUUUGACCACUUCAAAACCCAGGAAUUUAUCCGAAACAAAAGACAUUGUUGAAUCUGGGUUUUAGCCAUUCCCAUGUAGUAGAAUCUGUCAUCAAAGACUUUCUAUGAGGUUGGUCUGCCAUUUCUGUAGCCACAACUUUGCAUCCUCAAACUCUGUUACUUUCCAUAUUGUUAAGAUAUAAACACCAUGCUGGACCAUUUUUCCAGGGCAAGUUCAACCCUAAGUAACCUGUCAAUGAACAACUAUAAAAGCAUUCACAAUCUGGAUAAUUGUAGAUUAUCUGUUGUCUUAAACAGCUACGCCAGUGAUAAAAAUGCAUGCAAAAGUAGCUUUAACCUGUUAUUUGAUCUAUUCCUGAGAUAACAUUGUGUACUUGGUGAGAUACAAAUGACUGAUUUUAUUUGUUCAAACAUCUUAACAUAUUUAUUAAGCAAAUAACAUUAUAAAUAAAAAAGUGCAUAGAAAAAUUAAACAGGUUUAGAAAUAUGUAUACAAUUAUUUACAAACUUAGGAUUUAUUUGUACAAGGUAACAAAGACGCAUAUUUAAAGUUCACACAAUUUCUGAUUUUUAUGUCUUUUAACACUUUUUAUAUUUUAAAAUAACCCUACUAUAUCUAUAUAUAUAUAUAUAUCUAUAUAUAUCCAUAUAUAACAUAACAGCUUUCUGAACAGAUUCUGGGAGAGACGGUCACGGUUACUUCAGGUUUUGACUAGUGCGCCGUAUCCUUCAUUGCUCUCGCAGAGGUCAGCGCUGCAGGACAUUAAAACCAACCUACUCUCAAAUUAUGUUUUGUUGUUGUUGUUUUUUUUUUUUACAUCAGUAUCCCCAAAGGGCUGUCUAAAUAAAUGAGGUAGAAUUCUUGUAAGAAAU
This is a messenger RNA of Lampris incognitus (smalleye Pacific opah), 2296 nucleotides long. RefSeq names its product IGF-like family receptor 1 (gene igflr1). Gene Ontology annotation, molecular function: protein binding. The transcript is spliced from 7 exons. Gene Ontology annotation, biological process: signal transduction. NCBI's taxonomy places the organism in Eukaryota, Metazoa, Chordata, Actinopteri, Lampriformes, Lampridae. The record is from RefSeq and is a predicted model, not a curated record. Bases 266 to 1204 code for a protein of 312 amino acids.